AUGUUAGUAGUGAGUGAAAUGGGAAAUAUGUUAGCCAAGAAUCCGUUCGAUAACGUCACCGAACAGGAGAUCCAAGACUACAAGAACAUUGUUGAGCGAAAGCAAAGGGGAGAACCAGUGGAUGACUUGCCCGACGAUUCCUACUUCUCCAAAGCCAAGAAUCCGUUCGAUAACGUCACCGAACAGGAGAUCCAAGACUACAAGAACAUUGUUGAGCGAAAGCAAAGGGGAGAACCAGUGGAUGACUUGCCCGACGAUGUGCGGCAUUUGCUGAUAGAACCGGUCUCUAUGAACCAAACGACACAAGACAUCACUAGUCCUACUUCUCCAACAUCUCCACUCUCUGAAGACGGUAUGUAUGCGCACAGUAUGUGUGCCAUUAUUUCGGGACAAUCUAUUCGGUGAUUUGGCGCAGCUUUUGAUCUCUCAAUAUAUACCACAC
Molecule: messenger RNA, 442 nt
Organism: Oppiella nova
Lineage: Eukaryota; Metazoa; Arthropoda; Arachnida; Sarcoptiformes; Oppiidae
Source: the annotation of a GenBank genome assembly